This is a messenger RNA of Perca flavescens (yellow perch), 1098 nucleotides long. RefSeq names its product actinodin4 (gene and4). The record is from RefSeq and is a predicted model, not a curated record. NCBI's taxonomy places the organism in Eukaryota, Metazoa, Chordata, Actinopteri, Perciformes, Percidae. Bases 28 to 1098 code for a protein of 356 amino acids. The transcript has 5 exons.
GACAGCUUCCUGAGGCAGGGGUUCGAGAUGAUUUCUUCAUUGUGGUCGUUGGGGGCACUCUGCUGUCUGAUGUUGCUCCCAGGCCUGUUGGAGGCUAAAUCUUUGUUAAACGCCAUCAAGCAGGAAGAGAUGGUACCCGUCGGUGGUGUUGGUAUUGACUCAGAGAAAGCAAAUGGCUUUCUGAGUCACUCCAGACCGAAGCGUAACGUGGACCCCAGGUGGUACAGAGGAAACCCAGACUUCCAGGCUUACUACCGCUACUACAGCAGCAUCGGACACACUGAGGGGCUCUAUGAGAUCGACAAGCUGCGGAUGCUCUACCAGCAGAUGAGGUACCUGGAGCACACCUAUGGCCCCGACGCGUCCUAUUUCCAGAACAAACUGGGAGUGCCGAUGAUCAUGUGUGACCCAGCUACAGACAAGAAUUGCAAAGUCGCUCUUCCUCCUCCUCCCCCAAUGAAAGGGGGCCCAAAGCCCACAGAGCCCCCAGCAACCCCUGCUCCUCUCCCUCCUGCUCCAGCCAUUUCCCAGGCUGAUGUACUCUACCUCUGCAACAAGAAAGACCCCCUCUGUAAGCCCCACAUCGUCUACCUGCCCACCGGCUCCGUGCCUGUGCUCUGCGACCCCCGCUACCACCCCCACUGCACUCCCCAGAAAGUUCCAGCUCCAGUCGCAGUGCCCCAACCUCCUCCCCCUCCACCAAAGAAGUCCGCCCCACCUCCACCUCCACCUGUCCUCGUCAAGAAGUCUCUCCCGGUCCCCAUCCGCACCUUCAAGGGUAUGGAGUACGACUGUGACCCCUACUGGGACCCUGACUGCCUGAUUGACCACCCACCCAGGCCCAUUAAGGGGAAGAUUGUGGUCCCCCCGCCGCCACCACCACCCCCUCCUGUGGAGGAGGAAAAGAAAGAGGAACCAGUGGAGCAGCCAGCUCCCCCUGCUCCCAUUGAGAAGAAAGUAGGCCUCUACCCAUACCCUUACUACUACCCCCCCAUGCCCUACAACCCCAGGGAUGAUCUGUAUGACCCGGCCCGCUUCCAGUACCCACAGCCGGCUGCUGCUGCCGAUGAGCCUGCAGAGUCAGGCCACAGUCAGUAA